GCACGCGGACGGCAGCUGGCAGUGAGUCCUAUUUCUUUUACUAACGUCCAGUUAACUUGCUCAAAUGUGGACAUGAACUUGAAAUCAGUGUGUUGGAUUUUCAGCGAUUUGAAAUCAAACUACUUGGCAGGUGUCAACGAGUCUUAGCGAAGAAUGAUUAUUCCCUCUUUUCCUGAUAUGUGUGAGCCCUUUCUGUGGAGUUAAAGUGACGCGGAACGGGAAACCCCGCUUAAGUGCCUGCGACAUUCGAGUACCGUAUAGUGCAGUGACUUGCAUUGAAAUAGUUCAACAACAGAGCGACUAAGAGGAUGUUUCUUACAAUUGUUCUGGCUUGUCUGGUGGUCUGUCUUAUCUUCAGUAUUAUUAAGGGGAAGCCCAGAAAUUUCCCACCGGGUCCAAUAUGCUUACCUAUAGUGGGAUGUGUUCCAUUUAUCCCUUCAAAAUACCUUCAUUUGAGGAUGGAAAAGUGGUUGAAGCAGUAUGGCCCUGUGGUGGGUCUUAUGCUAGGCUCCCAACCAGCUGUGGCAAUCUGUGGACCCACUGAGGUUCUUGAAGCUUUGCGGAGGGAAGAAUUCCAGGGAAGGCCUGAGAAUGCAAACUUUAGGCAAGAAAAUUUCAACAGGAAGCUUGGUGUUUUCUUCAGUGAUGGCCCAUUUUGGGUAGAACAGCGGCGCUUUACCCUGCAUCAUCUGAGAGAUCUUGGAUUUGGUAGGAGUAUCAUGGUAGCUUCAAUUAUUGAAGAAGUUGAAGAUAUCGUAAAAGAGCUAAGACAACGUGAAGAAUUUCAGGUGUCUGGAUAUUUUGGGCCCUCAACAGUGAAUGUGAUUUGGGCUCUGGUGGCAGGAGCAAGAUAUUCACGAGAUGAUGAUCGCCUUCAAGCUCUUCUCCAUGCUCUUACUCGCCUAUUUCGUAGAGGCUCUCAGACUGGAGGAAUUGUAAAUGCUGUUCCUGCUCUCAAAAAAAUUGCUCCUCAAAUAUCAGGCUACAAGGAAAAUCAGGAGCAUAUUAAUAAUCUCAAGGCAUUUUUCAAAAAUGUUAUCAGAGAACAUGACAAGACCUUCAAAGAAAAUGACCUCAGAGACUUCAUUGAUGUCUACUUGAAAGAAAUGAAGUAUCAAAGUGGCAACAAAACCUCAACUUUUUCAGAAGAUGGUCUAAUCAUCACGUGUUUUGACUUAUUUGCGGCUGGCGCAGAAUCUGUGAGCAAUACUCUUAGCUUUACUGUGCUCUAUGCUGUUUUAUACCCAGAGGUACAGAGGAAGGUUCAAAAUAUGCUUGAUGAUGUGGUUGGAAGAGACAGGCGUCCACACUUAGAUGACAGACCAAGACUGCAGUACGUUGAUGCUGUCUUGUAUGAGGUAAUGCGUAUCAACACUGUAGCUCCAGUUUCACCAGCACAUCGUGUUACUCAAGAUUUAACUCUAAAUGGCUAUAACAUCCCUAAGGAUACAACAGUUAUAGCAAGUCUGUGGUGUCUCUUGCAUGACAAAGAACACUGGGGUGAUCCUGAAACUUUCAGACCUGAACGUUUCCUGGAUGAAUAUGGUAACAUUGUAAAGGAUGAGUGGAUGGUUCCUUUUGGUAUUGGAAAAAGAACCUGUUUGGGAGAAGUGAUGGUAAGGAGUAGCCUAUUUAUAUUCUACACAACUUUGCUUCAAGAAUUCUCCUUCAGUUUACCUGCUGGACACCCUCCACCUUCCACUUCAUGUGUUCCAGGAAUUACAACAGCACCACAACAGUUUAGGGUGAAAAUAAGUAGAAGAUAUUAGGUUCUGUGUGGGUGUUGCCUCAGAGAUUCUACUAAUUUGGAGUUUCCUCAUUUUUGGCUUAUAGA
Molecule: messenger RNA, 1834 nt
Organism: Cryptotermes secundus
Lineage: Eukaryota; Metazoa; Arthropoda; Insecta; Blattodea; Kalotermitidae
Product: methyl farnesoate epoxidase
Exons: 9
Coding region: 309-1769 (486 amino acids)
Biological process (GO): xenobiotic metabolic process
Cellular component (GO): intracellular membrane-bounded organelle; cytoplasm
Molecular function (GO): heme binding; oxidoreductase activity, acting on paired donors, with incorporation or reduction of molecular oxygen, reduced flavin or flavoprotein as one donor, and incorporation of one atom of oxygen; iron ion binding
Source: RefSeq, a predicted model, not a curated record